Hemiscyllium ocellatum (epaulette shark) is the source of this 4916-nucleotide messenger RNA. Its product is annotated as unconventional myosin-Ic-like. Bases 238 to 3381 code for a protein of 1047 amino acids. NCBI's taxonomy places the organism in Eukaryota, Metazoa, Chordata, Chondrichthyes, Orectolobiformes, Hemiscylliidae. Gene Ontology annotation, cellular component: actin cytoskeleton; plasma membrane; vesicle. The record is from RefSeq and is a predicted model, not a curated record. Gene Ontology annotation, biological process: vesicle transport along actin filament; actin filament organization. The transcript has 32 exons. Gene Ontology annotation, molecular function: actin filament binding; ATP binding; microfilament motor activity.
GACGUUGCUGUGGUUGGUCGCUGAGCUGCUGCUGUUAUUGUUUGGAAAGUGCAGUCGGAGAGAGAGGGGGAUGUGAGAGAGAGAGACAGACAGAGAGCAGAGAGAGUGAGGAAUGAGAGAGGGAGAGCAGGGUGAGUGAGAGAGAGAGAGAGGGGAGCGACCCGGAGCCGGAGCUGGCCUUGAGCGGACCCCAGCAGCUGCUGCCAUCGGGAUCGGGAUCGGGAGGGAGCGGCCGGGAUGAAGUUCCGUAGCGGCCGUGCUGGGGCCCAGGGGAGUGAAGGGAUCCGACUGGCGAUGGAGAGUGCACUGACGGCCCGAGACCGGGUUGGAGUCCAGGACUUUGUCCUGCUGGAGAAUUUCACCAGUGAAGCAGCUUUCAUUGAGAACCUCCGCAAACGCUUCAAAGAGAACCUCAUAUACACAUACAUUAGUUCAGUCCUGGUCUCCGUCAAUCCAUAUAACGAACUGGAGAUCUACACCAAACAGCACAUGGAGAGAUACCGAGGAGUCAAUUUCUACGAAGUCUCGCCUCACAUUUACGCUGUAUCAGACAACUCCUACCGCUCGAUGAGGUCAGAACGGAAAGACCAGUGCAUCCUGAUCUCGGGCGAGAGUGGAGCUGGGAAAACAGAAGCUUCGAAGAAGAUCCUUCAGUACUAUGCAGUGACGUGUCCAGCCAGCGUGAGGGUGGAGGAAGUGCGAGACAGGCUGCUGCAGUCGAACCCAGUGCUGGAGGCUUUUGGAAAUGCAAAAACCCUCCGCAAUGACAAUUCCAGCCGCUUUGGCAAGUAUAUGGACAUCCAGUUUGAUUUCCGGGGGGCACCAGUGGGUGGUCACAUCCUCAACUACCUGCUGGAGAAAUCCCGAGUCAUUCACCAGAGUCACGGCGAGAGGAACUUUCAUAUUUUUUACCAACUGAUCGAUGGAGGUGAUGAGGAUCUACUGAGGAGACUCGGGCUGGAACGUAAUGCCCAGAGUUACCAGUACCUAGUCAAAGGUCAUUGUGCGAAGGUCAGUUCCAUCAAUGAUAGGCACGAUUGGAAAACUGUGUACAAAGCACUGACUGUCAUCGAUUUCAGCAGCACCGACCUCGAGGAGCUGCUGAGUAUUGUGGCCAGUGUUCUGCACUUGGGCAAUUUACAGUGUUCCUCAGAUGAUGAUGGAAAUGCAGUCAUUACCGGAGAAAACCAGAUCAAACUCCUCUCGCGGCUCCUGCAGGUUCCUGGCACUGUACUGCGAGAGGCUCUCAUUCACAAGAAAAUCAGCGCUAAAGGAGAGGAGCUCAUCAGUCCCUUGAAUGUUGAACAAGCUGCCUACGCACGUGAUGCUCUUGCCAAAGCCAUCUAUGGCCGCACCUUCUCCUGGCUAGUCCUGAAGAUCAACAAGUCUCUAGCUCACAGGGACUCCACAUAUUCUGCUCGCAAUAGACCCAAUGUCAUCGGGUUACUAGAUAUUUACGGAUUUGAGGUGUUCCAACACAACAGUUUCGAGCAGUUCUGCAUCAACUACUGCAAUGAGAAGCUACAGCAAUUAUUCAUCGAACUAACCCUGAAGUCGGAGCAGGAGGAAUAUGAGGCAGAAGGAAUAGCGUGGGAGCCUGUUCAGUAUUUUAACAACAAAAUCAUCUGUGACCUGGUUGAAGAGAAGCACAAGGGGAUCAUCUCCAUCCUGGAUGAAGAAUGUUUGCGUCCUGGAGAUGCGACAGAUCUAACCUUCCUGGAGAAGCUGGAAGAGACCGUUGGGAAACACCCUCAUUUUGUAACACACAAGUUGGCAGAUCAGAAAACACGGAAGACGCUGGUGAGGGAGGAGUUCAGACUCUUGCAUUAUGCUGGGGAGGUUAAUUACAAUGUGACAGGAUUCCUGGACAAGAACAAUGAUCUCCUCUUCCGGAAUCUAAAAGAGGCAAUGUGUGAGUCUGGCAAUGGGAUUCUGCAGCAGUGCUUCGAGCGGGGAGAACUGGAUGACAAGAAGAGACCAGAAACAGCAGCAACUCAGUUCAAGACCAGCCUGGCAAAGCUCAUGGAGAUCCUCAUGUCGAAGGAACCUUCAUAUGUGCGCUGUAUCAAACCCAAUGACGCGAAGCAAUCAGGAAGGUUUGAUGAAGUUCUGAUCAGACACCAAGUCAAGUAUCUGGGUCUCCUGGAGAACCUGCGAGUGCGGAGAGCUGGGUUUGCCUAUCGGAGAAAAUAUGAAAUCUUCCUGCAAAGGUACAAAUCUCUCUGUUCGGAAACCUGGCCCAAUUGGAGAGGUCCGCCUUCCGAAGGAGUGGCGACUUUGGUGCAACAUCUUGGAUACAAACCGGAAGAUUACAAGCUGGGCAGGACAAAGAUUUUUAUCCGUUUCCCAAAGACCCUGUUUGCCACUGAAGAUGCUUUUGAGCUUCAAAAACACACGAUCGCCACUAAGAUCCAGGCAGAGUGGCGAGGAUUCCACCAACGACAGAAGUACCAAAAGAUACGAUCAUCAGCAAUCACCAUCCAGUCGUGGUGGAGAGGGGAAUUGGGCCGUAAGAUUGCCAGGCGUCGCAAAAAUGCAGCUCUGACCAUUCGCCGGUUUAUCAAGGGCUUCAUUUACAGACACAAACCACGCUGCCCAGAAAAUGAGUACUUCUUGGAUUACGUCAGAUACUCGUUCCUGAUGAAGCUGAAACGCAAUUUGCCAAAGAAUGUUCUGGACAAGUCCUGGCCUGUCCCACCCCCAGCACUCUCUGAGGCCUCCGAACUGCUCAGAGAUCUGAAUAUGCGGAACAUGGUGCAGUCCUACUGCAAGAGGAUUACUCCGGAGUGGAAACAGCAGCUGGAGCAGAAAGUGGUGGCGAGUGAAGUGUUCAAGGAUAAAAAGGACAACUAUCCCCAAAGUGUUCCCAAGCUGUUUGUUAACACCAGGAUUGCAACAAGUGAGCUCAACAGCAAAGUGCUCCAGCUCUUACAAAGUGAACAGAUCAAGUACGCUGUCGCUGUGACAAAGUACGAUCGGAAUGGUUACCGGCCGAGAGCACGGCAGCUGUUGGUGACUCCAGACAGUGCCUUGAUCAUGGAAGAAGCCAAACUCAAACAGAAGAUUGACUACGUCAAUCUGAAUGGAAUAUCGGUCAGCUCCCUGAGUGAUGGACUCUUUGUUCUCCAUGUCCCCUGUGAGGAUAACAAGCAGAAGGGUGAUGUUGUGCUCCGGAGCGACCAUGUGAUUGAGACAUUGACAAAACUGGCCAUGGCAGCUGAUAAAGCAAACCGUAUCAACAUUAACCAGGGCAGCAUUAAGUUCACAAUCAAGCAUGGGAAAGAAGGGAUCAUCGACUUCACAUCCGGAUCGGAACUGAUCAUUUCAAAAUCAAAGAACGGACACCUGUCUGUGGUGGCUCCAAGACUGAACUCCAGAUGAUGCUGCCGGUGAGGCCCAGUGACCGCCCAUUGUACAGAUGGAUGGCUUGAAGGUGUGACUGGCAGCAUCUGUAACAAAGCGAGGAGCUUGUACAUUUAUUGGUGAGGCAUUUGAGUAGGCCCACCUUGGCCCCAAUUCUCUGACCUCCUUUACACUGCUUCCCUUGACUGCCAAAGCCUCUGCUUCCACAGCAGGAACUGAAGAGUCCGAGUUAUACUUUAAUCAUGCAACAAAAAGAAAGAAAAUUUAUAUUAAAAUGGCUGUCGUGAUCAAUGACUCAGUGAGUUGAAUCACAUGACUGCCGCAGUGCAUGUGUGACAUAUAAAGCGAUAGAAUAGGUAUCGUCCCCAGAAAUUCCCUUGGUUCCAAACAGAAGCUUCUGAUCCCAUGAGCCCUCAGUAAGGAGGAGACCAUGUCCAGGAGGAGACCAUGUCCAGGAGCACCACCUUCAAGCUUAGAGGUUGCUGAGGAAAUGAACCAAGUGAUUUUUUUUUAUAUACAAUCCCGUUGUCUGGAGAUGUUUCUUUGAGUUGUUCAGGUGAUGUAGAGUUGCUGAUGGUUCCCUCACCCUCAUCAUUGUUAAAAAGCCCCUGCCCUCUGCCUAAAGGCCCAGCUUUGGGAUGGUUGCUGAGGCCAUUCCUUAAAGCUAUGUGCAGUUUCAGUGGGUGAUAACUGACACUGGUUUACUUGUCACUCUCUUGUCUGUUCCGGUGCCACAAAGUGUGAUUUAGACCUUCAACAAAAUAUAUUAAAGGAUGAAUCUCACAAUUGGAGAGCAACUGACUCAGACCAGAUCAGGAGCUUUAACCUGCCCCUGGUUUUGGCAUUAUAUUUGGUAAAUGAGCAUUUAACUUGGUGCCAUAGCGUGAUGUCCAGUAACUGCUAGCUCUUUGUAUAGUGGGACCUCCAUAAAGGAUCAGCCUAAUACUGCAGAUUCUCUCAUUCCCUGUUUACCAUCUCAGCCACCAACAGUCCAUUCUCCAGGUGUGUUCAGUGUCCCUCCCCUACCCCACCCCCAUGUUUGAAGCUAUAUUCAUUUUGAAGAAAUGGUGAGAGAUUGAACAACCGAUGAACAUGUGAAUGAGUCUUUCGACAAGGGCUGGUAAUGUAGAGAGCACAUGCCAUCAGUCUCCGUAAGCGACCGGAGAGACUUGUUUGAGGGUAUUCAGUCUUCCAUGUGAGCUGCUAAGGAGAUGUCAAUAUCAACAAAGUCCAUGGACAUGUAGCUGUGUUGGGAGGUGUGUAAACUGAGGCAGGGCUGUAGAGACAGGUUUUACUAUACAAAGCCGCCUGCUCUUGUGAUUCUGGACAAACUACACUCCCCACUGUCCACCCAACUCCGAGAAACAACUGUCAGCAUCAGAGGUUUAACAGAAACAGGAACAGAAAUCUUCACUUCAACCUGUUGUGGAACAAGAUGAGAAUUUCAAAAGUAAUUAUACUUCAAAAAAUUAAUAAAGAAGAUUGUAAUAAGCUUUAUAUAGAUGGAUAUUAUGUGAAGCCAUCUCAUUUUCAAUAAAAAUGUCUCAAUUGUU